Orcinus orca (killer whale) is the source of this 1127-nucleotide messenger RNA. RefSeq names its product translocase of outer mitochondrial membrane 22 (gene TOMM22). The coding region runs from base 43 to 474 and encodes 143 amino acids. The record is from RefSeq and is a predicted model, not a curated record. Gene Ontology annotation, cellular component: mitochondrial outer membrane. Gene Ontology annotation, biological process: intracellular protein transport. NCBI's taxonomy places the organism in Eukaryota, Metazoa, Chordata, Mammalia, Artiodactyla, Delphinidae. The transcript is spliced from 4 exons.
GCACUCGCCUCUUCUCUUCCGCUUCCGGUGUUCCCCACAGCCAUGGCUGCCGCCGCCGCCGCCGCCGCGGGCCCUGGGGCGCCGCUGUCGCCGGACGAAUUGCUUCCGAAAGGCGAUGCCGAGAAGCCUGAGGAGGAGCUGGAGGAAGAAGACGACGAGGAGUUAGAUGAGACUCUGUCGGAGAGACUGUGGGGUCUGACGGAGAUGUUCCCCGAGAGAGUCCGGUCUGCGGCUGGAGCCACUUUUGAUCUCUCCCUCUUCGUGGCUCAAAAAAUGUACAGGUUUUCCAGGGCAGCCUUGUGGAUUGGAACCACUUCCUUCAUGAUCCUGGUUCUUCCGGUCGUCUUUGAGACUGAGAAGUUGCAGAUGGAGCAGCAGCAGCAGCUGCAGCAGCGGCAGAUACUUCUAGGGCCUAAUACAGGGCUGUCAGGAGGAAUGCCCGGGGCUCUACCUUCACUUCCUGGAAAGAUCUAGAUUGUUACUGCUAUGUUUGGCCUGUCUUGGUGGGAGAAGUUUGAAAAUUCAAUAGUGUUUGAACUGCUGAUUAUUGGAUUUUUUUUAAUUUUUUUUUUUUUUUGAACUUUGGCAGAUUGAUUUAUCUAAACCUGGUGGGGAGAAUUCUCCCCACAUUGUCUCAUGGAGAGACUCCUCACUUGCAACUGUGCCCUCCAUGCUCUCCUGACUUAUGUCUUCUGUCCUCACUCUGAUACCAGAGUGCAGCAAUGCAGAUGGUUACUCCAGCUCCGGCCAUCCCACCCCUUUCACUAAAUUACUUCUGACGGAAGAUCUCCUCACUAUCCCAUUGUGGGGUAGGAACUGAUGCCAUCGGGAAGGAUGUGCCCCUGACCAUUAACGACUGUUCGGUUUUUAAGAAUGGGGAUGUUGGGGAGGGACGUGCACAUGAGAUAGAAUGCAUUACAGCUGUGCUGUGAAUUUCUGUGUAUGUUGGAAAGGAUGGAGAGAGGGCUGGCAACAGCUUCAGCCACAACGUGGGGACUGUGGAGGACAGAGCAGGAGCUCAUUUCCUCUGCAUAUUUCAGCUGUUAGACGUGUGUGUGUCUAAAAGAGAAAAAAAGUCAGUGCUCACUUUUUCUAUUUAAAUAUUAAAAAAUGAUUCCAACCAAAAA